UUUAGCAGCAGACACAUUUAUUUUAACAGAUUAUAAAACGUGGCCUACAGCUUUUAGAGUGGGAGGAGCGGAGUAAUCAUAAUAACAACAGAUCUACAAACGCUGUGCACAGACCCUGCUCCCAUACACAGUGAAGGGUUAGACUGUUCUAAAUCCAGUCCAGUGGAGGGCUUGAUUUAGCUCUCCCAGGCGUCCACCUAAACGUUUUUCACCGUAUUCGACCCCUCAACUCGCGUGUCCUCUACAUGUUUCAAAUUUUCCCCACCAGCCGUGGCGUCGACAUGGACAGAGUCGUUUUGUAGAGUCUCGGUCGUUGUUUGUAUGGCCGGAGUAUGCUGCAAGUGUCCAGUCUCUCUGUCCGUGUUCAAGCGCUCUCUCUCGGUAACGCCGCGGGGCUGCGGGACCGCUCCUCGGUCCCUCCUACCGAGCUGGAGGCUGGGGGAGCGGGGCCUGCAGGAGGCUGCCCGUCCCUCCAGCGUCCUUAGACCCGCAGGCUUUUACCGACACACGACGUUCUUCUGUCUCUUUUGCCAGGAGUCCAUGAGUUUGAGUCUGCGGACCUGCUAUCUGUACCUGAACCAAACCAGCCGGAGUUUUGCAGCUGUGAUACAAGCGCUGGACGGGGAGUUAAGGCAUGCAGUUUGUAUUUUCUACCUGGUGCUGCGAGCGCUGGACACCGUCGAGGACGACAUGACUAUCCCUCUGGACAAGAAGGUUCCCAUGCUGAAUGAUUUCCACACCUACCUGUACCAGGAUGGGUGGUGCUUCACCGAGAGCCAGGAGAAAGACCGACAGGUUCUGUCGGAUUUCCCCACGAUAUCACUGGAAUUCAGAAACCUUGCUCAGCAAUACAGAGAUGUCAUCUCAGACAUCUGCCACCGUAUGGGAGCCGGAAUGGCCGACUUCUUGGAAAAGAAAGUGGGAUCCAUGAAGGAGUGGGACCUGUAUUGUCACUACGUGGCCGGUCUGGUCGGUAUCGGUCUGUCUCAGCUGUUCUCUGCAUCCCAGCUGGAGGACCCCGAGGUGGGGCGCGACACUGAGCUGGCCAACUCCAUGGGCCUGUUCCUCCAGAAGACUAACAUCAUCCGAGACUAUCUAGAGGACACACAAGAGGGACGUGUCUUCUGGCCACAAGAGGCUUGGAGUCAGUUUGCAGGUCGUCUGGAGGACUUGGCCCAGCCAGAGAAGCUGGAGUCGGCUCUCUCCUGUCUCAACCUGCUGGUCACUGAUGCUCUGCGACACGUCCCGGAUGUUAUUGCCUACCUGUCCCGCCUGCGCAACCAGAGCGUCUUCAAUUUCUGUGCCAUUCCACAGGUGAUGGCAAUAGCUACGCUGUCGACAUGCUACAACAACCCCAUGGUGUUCCAGAAAGUGGUGAAGAUCAGAAAGGGACAGGCAGUCACACUCAUGAUGGAAGCCACCAACAUGAGUGCUGUGCAGACCAUCAUCGCCCAGUACAGCCAGGAGAUUUUACAGAAGGUCUCCCACACGGACCCGUCGCGGGACAAGACCCUGCACAUCCUGGCUCUAAUCCGAGAGAAGUCCACCCUUUCACAGUCUAGCCUCGCCUCCAGGACCCACCACCUGUCGCCCAUGUACCUGUCUGCUGCCAUGCUGCUCGCCGCUCUCAGCUGGCAGUACCUAAGCACCACUGCAGCACAGGCACAGGGCACCGGUGACAUGCAGGGACCGUGAACCCAUAUCACCUCCAUCUUACCCGGGGCCCACAGACUCAGAAAGCCCCUAUGCCCACUCUGGAGGUCUGCUGGAAUCUAAAACACUUCCUCCCACUUUGCCCUGUUUAUUAUGGCCAUCACAGGACCAUGGAUAUAUUUAGACCAUGGAGGGGGUAUAGCAGGCUGGUCUGUGUUUGAUUGGGAUUUCUAGUAGUCCAUCCUGCAUCUGGAUAAAUAAUUUACACACAGUGUUGUGUGGUUAUACUCACCAGCAUAAAUGGCACAUUAAAACCAUUUAGGGCGUUUUGUCUGAUGUUAAUUUUGGUUGUGUGUUCUUUCUUUCUUUUUUUUUUGGUAACAUGUUGGCCCUUUUGAAUUGCGUGAACUUAUUCAGCAUAUUUGAACAUUUCAAGAUAGAAAAUGUAUUCCCCAAAAGUGAUGAAAUGCAGAGUACAUGAUACUACCCAUUUUAGGAUUUUGGGGAACACAGUCCCCAAACUCCAUUAAAUUUUUGUGUCAAAUCUUAGUCUUCAUAUUUUCCAUGUCAAAUUUAAAGCUAUCUUCAUAUUCCACUUGAUUUGUUUCUACACUGGAAACACUCCUUUUCACACAAAUGAAAGUACUGUUCCAGUGCACUUUAUAGUAAAUGUGCUGUAUGUUAGCAUAGGUGAUAUGGACAGCAUCCACUCACCGUAGAGCUUUAUUUCAACACUUUUAUGUCGAUGUUCUUUCUGUUUCAUCUCUAUAGGAGAAAAUGAAAAGAACAGCAUUUCCAAGGUAGUUUGGACAUGGACUGUUUGAAUGAAUAAGGGAGAACAAAUGUAAUUUCCGGUACAUUUGAUAUCUGAAAAUGAAAUGCAUAUGGAGACCGCUAGCUUAAGUGCCCUUAACACAGCUUUGGUGAGUAGGAAGGCUAUAGCACAGAGUAACCUUGUACAGAACCAAAGGAGAGCUACAAACAUUGCUAUGUAAUGUGACAUUUUGAUUUGUACAUAUUGAACAAAUAAAGAUGAGUAAGAAUCUAAA
Messenger RNA from Perca fluviatilis (European perch), 2702 nucleotides. It is a transcript of the gene fdft1, whose product is annotated as farnesyl-diphosphate farnesyltransferase 1. The coding region runs from base 322 to 1695 and encodes 457 amino acids. Gene Ontology annotation, molecular function: squalene synthase [NAD(P)H] activity. NCBI's taxonomy places the organism in Eukaryota, Metazoa, Chordata, Actinopteri, Perciformes, Percidae. The record is from RefSeq and is a predicted model, not a curated record. Gene Ontology annotation, biological process: cholesterol biosynthetic process; farnesyl diphosphate metabolic process. Gene Ontology annotation, cellular component: endoplasmic reticulum membrane. The transcript has 7 exons.